Molecule: messenger RNA, 2175 nt
Organism: Gorilla gorilla gorilla (western lowland gorilla)
Lineage: Eukaryota; Metazoa; Chordata; Mammalia; Primates; Hominidae
Gene: VN1R1
Product: vomeronasal 1 receptor 1
Biological process (GO): G protein-coupled receptor signaling pathway
Cellular component (GO): membrane
Molecular function (GO): pheromone receptor activity
Source: RefSeq, a predicted model, not a curated record
AUGGUUGGAGACACACUAAAACUUCUGUCUCCACUGAUGACAAGAUACUUCUUUCUGCUUUUUUAUUCUACUGAUUCUUCAGACCUCAAUGAAAAUCAACAUCCCCUAGAUUUUGAUGAAAUGGCUUUUGGAAAAGUAAAAUCAGGGAUUAGCUUCCUCAUUCAGACUGGAGUUGGGAUCCUGGGAAAUUCCUUUCUCCUUUGUUUUUAUAACUUAAUUUUGUUCACUGGACACAAGCUGAGACCCACGGACUUGAUUCUCAGCCACCUGGCCUUGGCUAACUCCAUGGUCCUUUUCUUUAAAGGGAUACCUCAGAUAAUGGCAGCUUUUGGAUUGAAAUAUUUGCUGAAUGACACUGGAUGUAAGUUUGUCUUUUAUUAUCACAGGGUGGGCACAAGAGUUUCCCUCAGCACCAUCUGCCUUCUCAAUGGAUUCCAAGCCAUUAAGCUCAACCCCAGUAUAUGCAGGUGGAUGGAGAUCAAGAUUAGAUCCCCAAGGUUUAUUGACUUCUGUUGUCUCCUCUGCUGGGUCCCCCAUGUCUUGAUGAAUGCAUCUGUUCUUCUAUUAGUGAAUGGCCCACUGAAUAGCAAAAACAGUAGUGCAAAAAACAAUUAUGGAUACUGUUCUUACAAAGCAUCAAAGAGAUUUAGCUCAUUACAUGCAGUCUUAUAUUUUUCCCCUGAUUUUAUGAGUUUGGGCUUCAUGGUCUGGGCCAGUGGCUCCAUGGUCUUCUUCCUCUACAGACACAAGCAGCAAGUCCAACACAAUCACAGCAACAGACUCUCCUGCAGACCUUCCCAGGAAACCAGAGCCACACGCACCAUCAUGGUCCUGGUGAGCUCCUUUUUUGUUUUCUAUUCAGUCCAUAGUUUUCUGACAAUUUGGACAACUGUAGUUGCAAACCCAGGCCAGUGGAUAGUGAACAACUCUGUGUUGGUCGCCUCAUAUUUCCCAUCACGCAGCCCUUUUGUCCUCAUCAUGAGUGAUACUCGUAUCUCUCAGUUCUGUUUUGCCUGCAGGACAAGGAAAACACUCUUUCCUAAUCUGGUUGUCAUGCCAUGAGUCUUUUCUCUUCAUGGAAUUCAGCUAUUCAUCAUAACUCUUGCUAAGAUUUAGGAAAUAUUAACUACUAGUUAUUUGUGAUAGCAACAUACACAUGGCCAGUAAUGCUCUUGUCCAGGAAGAUCUAAUACCAGAGCUAAAAAUGAAAGUCAUGGAUACUGUUACACAAAGAACACUCUAUAUAACUGUGUUAAGUCCUUCAGACAAGUUCAGGAAAUCAAAAAGUUUAAAAAGGGAAUUCUUUAGAGAUUUAGGGGAGAUUUCUCAUUUUUGUACUAUGAAGAAUCAUGGAAUGUUUUAAAAAUAUUUUUAAAGCACAGUUUGAUUCAGGUGCUUCUUGAACAGCAUAAAUCCCCUGGAGAGUCCACAUGUAAGAAAGACAUGUGCAGGCUGGGCACAGUGGCUCACGCCUGUAAUCCCACCGUUUUGGGAGGCUGAGGCACUCCCAAAUGCCUCAAGUGAUCCACUCAAGAUGACCUGAGGCCAGGAGUUCGAGACCAGCCUGGCCAACAUGGCAAAAACCCCGUCUCUACUAAAAAUACAAAAAUUAGCCAACCAUGUGGCACACACCUGUAGUCCCAGCUACUCCAGAGGCUGAAGCACGAGAAUUACUUACCAGCUUGGGUGACGGAGGGAGACUCAAAAUAAAAAUAAAAAUAACUAAAAGUGGCUGGGCACGGUGGGUCACGCCUGUAACCCCAGGACUUUGAAAGGCUGAGGUGGGCAGAUCACUUGAAGUCAGGAGUUCAAGACCAGCCUGGCCAACAUGGUGAAACCCCAUCUCUAUUAAAAAUACAAAAAUUAGCCAGACAUGGUGGCAGGUGCCUGUAAUCCCAGCUACUCAGGAGACUGAGGCAGGAGAAUCCUUGAACCCAGUAGGCAGAGGUUGCAGUGAGCCGAGAUCACACCACUGCACUCCAGCCUGGGAGACAGGGCAAGACGCCAUCUCAAAAAAAAAAAAAAAAAAAAAAAGAAAGAAAGAAAGAAAGUGCCUCUGCACUCCAGCCUGGACAAUAGAGCAAGACUAUCUAAAAAAAAAAAAAUUAAAAAUCAAUAUCAAAAUAAGUGAGUAUUCUCAUAAGCAAGACAAGCCUAAAGAAAUGUGAGUACUAA